Molecule: messenger RNA, 2248 nt
Organism: Onychostoma macrolepis
Lineage: Eukaryota; Metazoa; Chordata; Actinopteri; Cypriniformes; Cyprinidae
Gene: ism2b
Product: isthmin 2b
Exons: 6
Coding region: 331-1662 (443 amino acids)
Source: RefSeq, a predicted model, not a curated record
GAUGCACUGGUGCGGACUGAAGAGCAGCGCGUGAGAGACCUGCGGUAACUACUUAAACUGAGAGGCGAGCAGUCCACAUGGACAGACAGUGCAGCAGGACCUUUCCAGUCGCAUUUAGUGUAUUUGUGAAUGGAUUGAACGGGUGAGGAUUAUCUGCCUGAAUUUAUAAAAUGUUCAUACCUGUGCGAGUUUUAAUGAAGUUUGGAUGAAGAUGAGGAAGAGCGCAUUGAAGAUCUUCUUCAGGAGGGAAACGCACCGAGCUUCCUAAACACCUAUUGCACAAUUUAAUGUUUUAGCGGUAUUUAGUGGACAGAUACGCAACGGUGCAAAAUGCUAACUGCGCGUAAAAGUGCACGGGUACUUUUAACUGUGCUGCUGGCUGUCUGGAUACAACGCGCGAUCAGCUUCCCUGUGAGGCAUCACAAGAGAUCCAGACACGGCGACUCUAUAGAGAACCAAGUCCAGAACGAGUUGGCAGACCCUCGUCCCCACCAACACAGGUGGCUCCAGCAUCGUUCAACAGGUGUCCUACCACAGCCUGAGCCCGAGGAAGAAUCAAAACCCUUUGUCCUAGACCUCAAAAACUUUCCUGACCUGGCCAAUGCUGACACUGACUCCCAAAACCCAAACAUUCAGGUGACCAUCGAGGUGUUGGAUGACCCCCCCAUGGAAGUGGACAUGGACCUGGUUAAAGAAUGGAGCAACGACUGGCCCACAUCUUCUCCCUCCUCUACUGUAGAAUGGCUGGGCGGGAAGAAGCUUUUCUGGCCUUUAUUUUGGGGCUACACAGAUGUAGAUUCAGGCGAGGAUGGUACUGGCCAAGCAGUGGAGGAAGAGGAUGAUUAUGCACUGGAGUAUGACAGUGGGGAGCCCCUUCCUAGUGGUCUGGACAAGACAGAUGGCAUUUGGGAAAGCCCAUGGACUCAACUCCAUUAUGGAGAGAAAGAGGAAGAAUGGAGUGCAUGGGGUCCCUGUAGUGUCACUUGUGGAAAUGGCAACCAGACCCGCUCACGUUCAUGUGGAGAUUUCUGCAUCUCCACCGAAUCCCGAAGCUGUGACCUCGUGCCGUGCCCAGAUGAUUGGAACAGUGUGGCUCAUGUCUUUCCAUUUGAGAUGGAAAAUGGUACAGAACCCUUUGGCACUGAUGUUGACAGCUGUGAGAAGUGGUUGAAUUGUAAGAGUGAGUUUCUCCAGCGUUACCUGCUGCAGGUUUUGGCUGAAUUACCCAGCUGUCCGUGCACCUAUCCUUCAGAAGCCUCCACCAAUAUAGUCAGUCUGCUGGAUGCAGGACGUGACCAGACCUUCCAAUGGAGGGAUGCUAGCGGCCCAAAAGAACGGCUGGACAUCUACAAGCCCUCGGCACGCUCUUGCUUGCGUUCUGGCCUCUCAAGAGAUGGCACCACUCUGGCCGCACAGCAUUGUUGCUAUGAUGACAACAAGCUUCUAAUUACAAGGGGCAAGGGUGCAGGUACUCCCAACCUAAUAAGCACAGAGUUCUCUCCAGAGCUGCAUUUUAAGGUGGAUGUAAUGCCUUGGAUUCUGUGCAAAGGAGACUGGAGCAGGUUUCAUGCCAUCCGCCCACCCAAUAAUGGUCUGCAUUGCACAGAAAACCCCCAACAGGACAUUUUCAUGAAUGAAUUGGAGGAAGCCAGAGAAUAUUAAGCCACCAAAUGACUGUCCCUCCUCUGACACACCAUCCUGCUGUGGUGCUUAACCCAAUACAAAAAAAUACCAGCCAGACGCAUAACAUAAGUGUGCAGUAUAGAGCCAGUCUUAUGUUGUGGGAUGCAUUGUCGUAACUGUAUUCGCAAAGCAUGGCCUCUAGCUUUUCCUGUGGUUGGAAUAUUGUGGAAAAUGUAAGAAAUGUUUAAAAAUGGAUUAUAAUCGAUCUGUUGAUAAUCUCUCUUUUGAUAUGUGACUCUUGUAACUCUUGUAUUUGUGUAAAUGACCAAUACAGCAUUUUGUUGGUGUUGUUGUUGUUGCUGCUGCUGCAGUCACAUAGAGUGGGAUGCAAAGGUCUGACGCCACAAACUAAAAAAUUAUCAGUAUAAUAAAAUUGUAUUAAAAAAUGUACAUGAUUUUAAUGUCUUUUGCUUAUUAGACAGCAGAACUGGAUCUAACAAGAGUUCCAGAUUUGUUCAAAACCUAAUGAUCAUGUUAUCCAGCAUGAUUUGAGAAUAUUCCAAAGAGAUUCCUUAUGUGCUUCAGUCUGACCCCUUGUUGCUCAUAUGGUCAAUGUAAUUUGCUC